Messenger RNA from Drosophila ananassae, 821 nucleotides. RefSeq names its product enhancer of split m6 protein (gene E(spl)m6-BFM). The record is from RefSeq and is a predicted model, not a curated record. The transcript has a single exon. Lineage: Eukaryota; Metazoa; Arthropoda; Insecta; Diptera; Drosophilidae. Bases 112 to 321 code for a protein of 69 amino acids.
AUCUAUAAAAGCCCGCCACUUGCCAUCAGCCACAACAGUUGCAAUUUGCGAGUCAACACGAUAAGAACUCUAAUUCGAAAAGUGAAUAUUCUGAAGAAAAAACUCAAAGCCAUGUCGAAGGUUAAGAAUCUAUUGGCCAAAAUGCUGCAGCGUUUCGGCAAGAAUACCUCAAAUAACGAUAGUCAGAGGUACGACAGUCUGGAGGAGAUAGCCCAAAAUCAGGCCAAUGAGCGGAUGCUGAGGGAGAUUGGAGGACUGGAGGAUCACUUGGUGAUUUGCUUGGAGACUUCGGCGGGCAGCUUCUAUUGGCAUUCCCAGUAGCAACAACAGGAGAAACUGGAACAGGAACCACAAGUUUCACAACCAAGGAAGUAGUAACAUCGCUGAAACCAUAUGGAAGUCAUCAGUCAUCAUUGAAGAACCAAAUGAAGCAAUCACUUGCCACAGAGAGCGCUGCAAGAAGAACCAGCUAAAGCCGCAAUAAUGGCAACACAAACCCAAAACCGGUAGUUAGAUGGGACCAAAACGAAUGCCUCAGUGAAUGAAUGAAUACACAACACAUAUCAUCAUUCGAUGAAUGAAUGGAGCUACCGUGCGAAUCAAGUUGCGUGAUGGGGCAGAUCCAACAAGUGGCAGACUAGUCGUCAGGAUGCAGCCACUCCAGAACAUCGGGGCAGACAUCCUCUCGUUAGGUGUUAAUAUUAAGCCAUAUUAAAUAUAAAGUACCAGUGUGAUAUGAACUAAAGCUAGUUACAAUAGUCUAGACGAAAUGUUAUUUAGCAUUUAAGAAAAUAAAUAAGAAAUAUACAAUGAAAACAUAA